Molecule: messenger RNA, 5441 nt
Organism: Phaedon cochleariae (mustard beetle)
Lineage: Eukaryota; Metazoa; Arthropoda; Insecta; Coleoptera; Chrysomelidae
Source: the annotation of a GenBank genome assembly
AGUUUCAGUCAGUCGUUCCAGUGGAAUGCUGAAAUGUAGCAGGACUGCUGCAGGACCAUUUUUCCCGCGAAAAUAUCCGCCACAAUUGUCAACAGGCUGAAUUUUCAGUUCGACUCAAUAAUCAGAUUGAAUUUUAACGUGUUUCGUCGGUGUCAUUAACUGGUUAUUUGGUGCGGUUGGAAUUAUGACCGAAACAUGAAUCCUUGUAGAGGUUAUUGGUGUUGGUUAGUUUUUGGAAUUAUCCUUCUUCAACGAGUCACCUCGACCAGAGUUCGCAGAACCACUCUACUCUCUUCAACUACCCCCACUCCAGAUGACGAUGACGAGGACUGGGAUGAACAAGAAUCCUCAGAAAUCGAUGAUGAUGGCAAAGUAUACAAAAAUCCCAGAAAUUCCCCAUCCACACUGUGUCCUAGAGACGAAGAGCAGGCAACACUACUGGGCCAAAAGUGCUUAAGAAAAUGUUCCUCUGACGAAGACUGCAAAAGCAAAAAGAAGAAGUGCCUUUGUGAUGGAUCUUGCGGGCUAUCAUGUAUAAAACCAGAUCGCGAAUGUCCAGAACCAGAGCAAAUUGGCUACGGAUCGGUAACAGCGAGCGGAAAACUAUUCGGAGCUAGAGCUACCUACACGUGCCAACACGGCUAUCACGUGGUAGGGCUGCAAAGCAGGACUUGCCGAGCUGACGGUCAAUGGGCUGGCAGUGCACCAGCAUGCAAACAGAACAUUUACUGUCUACAACCGCCUGCUAUAGACCAUGCUAGACACAAUGCUCUAGCAGAGCAAGCUACCUUUGACCUGGAUGCCACCCUCCAGUACUACUGUCACACUGGAUACGUGACCAAUGGAUUUCCCAGAGCAAAAUGUCUGGACAUCGACGGACAGGCUUCUUGGUAUGGCCCCGACAUAUCUUGCGAACCAAGGUCAUGCGGUGCCCCAACUGAGAUAUCUCAUGGAUAUCAUGCAGGAGAAUGCUACACGUACGGCUGCACCAUCACAUAUCACUGCGCUGAAGCCUACGAACUGGUUGGCAAGAAGGAGAGGUUUUGCCAAGCAGACGGCACAUGGUCCCCUAAGGAACUGUCAACUUGUGUUCUCGUUACAGCAGUACAGUGCGCUCCACCGGAGAACCCCAGACACGGCAAGGCGAUUUACACCUCCUGCAGCUACAAUUCCGUGGUGAGCUAUGAGUGCAAGUACGGCUACACCCUAGUGGGAGAAAGUACCAGGAGAUGUGGAGCUGACAAGAAGUGGACUGGGUCCCAACCAACAUGUAAAGAGAUAAACUGUGGACAUCCUGGACGACUAUGGAACGGUUGGUUGGAAAAUAUAGAAGCUGGAACGGGAUUGGGAGCUUCGAUCAUCUUCAGAUGCCACGAAGGGAUGUUGCUGCAAGGUAACACCUCUACCGUUUGCCAAAUCGAUGGUAAAUGGAGAUAUCCCCUUCCAAAAUGUCUAGCUCCUUGUGUUGUUCCCCACGUUACUCAAGGCGUAGUCAUACUACUGGGGAGCAACGAAACAGCUAUCACUUCUACUGUGGUACAAAAUGGUUCAGAGCUCUCGGUUGAAUGUGAUCCAAACUACGAGUUUUUAGCUAGCUUAUCGCAAGUCACUUGUAACAAUGGCACUUGGACUUUUAUCCCCAAAUGCGAACCCGCAAGGUGUAAGUUAUUGCCCAAAGCCCCAAGAAACGGGAUGGUAUUAGCACCAAAGAUGGAGCAUGGUAUGAAGUCGAGGUUUAGAUGCAAAGAUGGGUACCAACUGAAGGGAGAGGAGCUCAUGGAGUGUUCCUUCGGGAACUGGACCGGGGAACCACCAAAGUGUGAAGAAGUGUAUUGUCCAUAUCCAGGUGCUGUUGAAAAUGGCAAAAUUCUUUUAGUUGGUAAUAUGGGUUUGUACGAUUAUAGACCUUACGUGAGAAAAGUGACAAAUAACAAACAAAUCAUGUAUGACUGUGAUAAAGGCUAUGUACUAGCUGAAGGACCACCUGGAGCCACUUGCAUUGGGGGGAACUGGAGUCCGAAACAGCUUCCUAAAUGUCUUCUUGGUCAGCAUCCAAGGAUCAGAUGGAACAGAAGAAAGCGAUCAGCGAUUAUGGAGAAAUACAAAAGGGUGUUCAUAAGACAUCACGAGCUGAUUCUCAACAACAGAUAUAAAAGACAUAUCCACAACUAUCUCCACCACAUGGAGGUUGAACUGAACAAUCAAUCAGUUCGUAAAGAACCCCUGUCUUCCAGAAUCGCCAACGCUCUGCAGAAACAUAACCUCAAACGGAAAAAGAGGGGUCUCAAAGGAGGCGGUGGAAGCAGGGCCUUGGGAACCAGCCACAAAUCCUCCAGCUCCUCUCUCAACCUCCGAAGAGGCAACAAACAGAAAUCCUUCGAGGCCGAAGAAGAAACCCCACUCAUCGAAGUGAUCGAGCCCAAGACCAAGGCGCCCAAGCACAAGAACAAGGGACCUUGCGAACCUUUGUCUGACGAGCCCUACGUCAACGUCGAGGUGGUGAAGACGGGGAAAGACCCUAACACGACCUCUAGCUCGGGCACUGUGGUCAAAAUGGCUUGCGGAAAGGGCUAUGGUCUGAAUAUGCCUGACAACAAGACUGCCAAGUGUGUUAGAGGGAAAUGGAGACCUGUCAAGCCAGACUGUCUAAUAUUACCCUGCUUUGUCCCUGUCACCCCCCACGGCAUCUACACCCUUUCCAAGGUCGACCAAUCGACCCUCAAGCACGACCCCCAGCUCGACGACGACCUUGACCUUGACCGACCUCUGAACGACACUGUCGACAUCGACAACGGCCGAGCAGUCGAGUUCGCUUGCGAGGAAGGGUAUUCCGUGCAAGGGCCUAGUAACUUGAGGUGUUGGCAUGGCGAUUGGGCAGUCACAAGCUUUCCCGAAUGCUCCCCAGCCCCCUGUCAACUGCCGAAAAUACCUCACGGUCAGUACAUGUCGGGCUACAGAGCCGGCCUGACCAUAGCCAACGGCUCCAGCGUGAGUUUCCAAUGCGACAACGAUCCCACCAAGGCUCACGACGUGGAUUGUCUGUUGGGGGAGUUGAACCCCAGCCACCCCAGCUGCGGUGCCAGCGGCGGGGCAAAAGGUCACGACACGCAGUAUUUGGGCGGCAGCGAUAUAGUCAAGGGAGGGGAGAUAACUGUCAUACAGUACGGCCAUUCGGGUGGUAAUCCUUGUGGCCCGCCAGCAAAAGUCCGUGGCUCUUUGAUCUACAAGAACGGGGAGCCAGUGAUAGACGAAGAAAACACUUUCCCAGAUGGCAGCGAGGUAUCAUUCAAUUGCAUCGAGAGCAUCAUGGGAGAAAAAACCACUUGGAAAAUUAGUUGUGAAGAUGGUAGUUGGAUAGGGCGAUCGCUGAACUGUGAUGCCGACGAUAUGAUGGCAUCGCAAGUAAUGAACAACAGUACUUGCAUAUUCAGGAACCAGGAACCCAACGUCAUAUCAUUUUAUAACGACCAGCAAAUUCGCGAGGAUGUGGUAGAAUUCCCAGCUGGAGCAGUUUUGGUUAGCAGAUGCGUCGACAUCGGGAAAUUCGCGAUGAUAGGACCCAACCAAAGGAGAUGCAUGGGUGGAGAUUGGGAUGGUCUCAAACCAACCUGCUUCGGACUGAACCAAGCCAAUGACUACUCGAUGGAAAAACCACCGACCAUCCUAUUCAGGCACCAGCUUGGGCCAAUCGCGCAGUCAAAUGAGGGAAAACUGAUUGUUUAUCCAGGAACGGUCUUGCAUAUGGAAUGUCUAUGGAUGAGAAGAUUCGGCAAUCCCAAGUGGACAGUCAGUCACGAUUACAGAAAAUAUCCGGAAGGAUGGGCUACUGACUCUGGACGUGAUUCUCAGCUGGAGUAUAGACUGUCGAUAUUCCAUGCUUCCAAAGACGAUUCGGGACUAUUCACUUGCGUAACACCUGCUAGGUAUAACCAUGCCGUGGAAAUAGAGGUAAAAGCCGUGCAUUGUCCGGUGGUACCUCAACGCAGAGGCCUCACAGUCAACACCCAAAGCACCAAGCUGAACACCAGGCUGAAGUUUGCCUGCAUCAACGGAAACGCUCUAAUAGGAGCCCCGGAAGUGGUCUGCCUCCCAUCAGGCAACUGGAGCUCCCCGUUUCCCAUCUGCGAAAGUAUCGAAUGCGGCGAAGUGGGAGGCAAUUUGGGGCCCCACCUCAAAGUGCUUGUAGUGUCUAGAGAGGUGGGCGGUAGGGCUAUUUUCAGCUGCGAGCCCGGCUUCGGGCUGAGAGGGGCUGUGGACACUGUCUGCCAAGCUAGCGGCGAUUGGGCUACUCCAUUCCCGAAGUGUGAAGAGGUCCAUUGUGACCCGCCUGCUGCUCCUGAAAAUGGAUAUAUCCAGGGAAAUGGGCCCUACAAAGCCGGUGACGUCAUUCAAUUCAACUGCAACCCAGACUAUAUGAUGGAGGGACAGCCAAUAGUAGCAUGCCAGGAAAACUCUAGGUGGUCAGGAAAACUGCCAAAAUGUCUCCAGGCAUGUUCCUAUCCAGGGACGACCAUAAGCGGUCGGAUGUCGUCUGUCAAAUUUUUCUACAAGAUUGGCGAGAACAUAACCUUCACUUGCGAAGAGGGGCUUCAGCUGAAAGGUGCGGCGAUGCUGAAAUGCCUGAAAAACGGCAAAUGGUCCAACGCGAUACCGACAUGUCUGGGAGAAAAUCCAGGAAAAAAGUAAAAAUGCCACCAUCUGGAAGAUGUCUUUUGAAUAUCAUUAUUUUCAGAAUAAGUAUUUCGUCCAAAAAAUAUUGAGUAUAAGUCAUCAUGCUCUUUCUUACUCGAACCUCGAAUAAUUCCUUCAGAAAAAUAGUUCGUGCAUUUUGAUUCAAGAAAAGUUCAAUGAUAUAAUUUUUUAUACAGUGAAACAAAUUCGUUAAAAGCUUAAUAUGGCGAGUGCGGAAAAAACGCUCAGACACGAUUUUCUUUUUCAGUUACGCAUUUUUUGGUCUACUCAUAUCUUUAAUGACGUCAUCACUCUUUGAGUUAUGACGUCAUUAUCAUUUUUCCUGUGUAUGAUCGUCAUUUUUUCUAUAUUUUUUCUCAUCUUAAAUAUGUAACCCUAUUUUCGAGAAAUGAAAGAGGUGUUAUUCUAUAUAAUGGUAUUUAUAAUGAUGACGCCAUCAAUAAUAUGAAAUCUCUUUCAGUUCCCGAAAAUAGGGUUCUGCAAGAUGUGGAAAAAUAAAGAAGAAAUAUGACGUCCAUACACAGAAGAAUGCGUUAUUUUUAAGGUAUCAUCAGAAUAGGGUAUUGCCAUUUGAAUCAAAUUAUAAUGAUAUCAUAACCCGAACAGUGAUGACGUCACCAAAAAUAUAGUUAGACCACAAAAAUGCGCAAUGUGAAGAAGAAAAUUUACGUUUUUGAGCGUUUUCCCGCAAUGGCCAUAUUGAAGUUUUAACGAAAUUGUUCCAACCUUCAAUUGCUCACUGUUAUAUA